GGGGAAAAUGACAACAAGCCGCUACAAGCGGCGAAACCAGGCUGGUCGAUCUCGGCGCGCCAUUCCCAGCCUGCACGUCGUUACAGCGGUACUCUCGUCUCCUCGGGGUCACGUCCAUGUAUGCCAGCCCGUUUCUCCUCGCUCUACCAACUCUUUCGGGCCUCCCAUCGACCACGAUGCAACACAACUUUAGCAACGCUCUAGGCAAGGUUUCUCCCAGAGACCCCCUGUCGUUGAACUUGCGGCCGCUAAGGAAAAAAGGGUAUUUUACUUGCUUAGCUAUUCCUCCGGGACUGAUGUAUCUUGUAUAUGUCGCCUUACCCUUAACAAAAAAAGCAAGAUUGAAGUCACUCAGACCCAAGGACAGCAAGAAGUUCAAACCCGACCUGUAGCAUCAUCAUUGCGCCCUGAAACUACUGCCACCGGUGAAAUGUCCAUGACACCCAUAGUGUAACUGCAGCUGACUCAGACCCCAUCACUGUGACAACACCUGCCGUCGCCAAAUCCACUCGUUGGUAUCGUGUUAUUUGCCUGCUGCACGUCUGUUGACCGUGCGAGUGGCCACCGCUAAUCAAAAGGCAGCUGCUUAUAAUUCCAGACACCAUCCUUGCAUUGUUCUUUCAUGUCUUCUAC
Messenger RNA from Suillus subalutaceus, 633 nucleotides. RefSeq lists its product as uncharacterized. The record is from RefSeq and is a predicted model, not a curated record. Bases 117 to 392 code for a protein of 91 amino acids. The transcript has a single exon. Lineage: Eukaryota; Fungi; Basidiomycota; Agaricomycetes; Boletales; Suillaceae.